Pelobates fuscus (common spadefoot toad) is the source of this 1065-nucleotide messenger RNA. RefSeq names its product probable N-acetyltransferase camello. The coding region runs from base 176 to 841 and encodes 221 amino acids. Gene Ontology annotation, molecular function: N-acetyltransferase activity. Lineage: Eukaryota; Metazoa; Chordata; Amphibia; Anura; Pelobatidae. The transcript is spliced from 2 exons. The record is from RefSeq and is a predicted model, not a curated record.
GCUGCCCACAACAAACAUGGCGCCAGCAUCAUCAGCACCGCCUCAUUACACUCCGCUCAUUCCGCUGCCCGAUUUAAACAUGGCGACCAGCCAUCUAUCUCCUAACACUGGGUGAAUAUGUGACGUAUGUAUUGUGCGACGGCCGUAGCUCCUGCAACCUGGGCAGCAGAGAAUUAUGGCCAAUUAUAAAAUCCGGAAGUAUGAUAAUUCCGACUAUGAUACCGUACGGGACCUAUUUUCUUCUGGCAUGAGUGAAUAUGUCCCUAGCGUUUGUGUUCAUGUUUUGAAGCAACCUUGGGUAAUUUUUGUGCUGACAUGCAUGUUCCUCUCUUUAAUGAUGACCUCGAAGUCCCUUAUCUUGCCUCUUCUUGCUGUCACACUCCUGUUGGCUCUUGGACGUCAAGUAUUGGGCUACUGCUGGAAAAUGUAUAUAGACCACUGUUUAAAAGAAGAUCUUCAGGAUAUUCAGAAAACCUACAUGGAGAGCAAAGGAUCAAACUUUUGGGUGGUGGAAGCAGAUGAAAGCAUUGUUGGCACAGUGGCCGCUAAACCCUCAGAUGAGAAGCAUGAUGAGCUAAUCCUUAAGCGAAUGUCUGUGAGGAAGGACUACAGAGGAAUUGGCAUAGCCAAAGCCUUGUCUCGAGAAGUUAUUGGCUUUGCACGGUCAAAUGGGUAUAAGUCUGUUAUUCUGAACACCCUGAUGGUGCAAUCUGAAGCAAAGAAAAUGUAUGAGAACGUGGGGUUUAAGAGAUAUAUUGAAUAUGUUCUGCCUACCAUCUAUGGGAGGCUCGUAAACUUCAAAAUCUCAAAGUAUCGUUAUGAUAUUCUACCUGUGACCUGAACUUACCCCUUGUUGAGGUCUUCUCAUUAAUUAUUAGCUCAGGGGAAUUGACAAGGCUGCAUAAACUGUUACUUUAACUUUCAUUGUCAGAAAUGAAAUGAUCGCAUAAUACCUGAUGUAUAUUUCUAAUUAUAUACCUUUUUUAUUUUUACUUUAUUAUUUUUUUGUGUGAAGCAAUUGUAUUAAAAAGCUUCCAAAAGACACCUGAUAUGUAUUUAAUAACU